This is a messenger RNA of Triticum aestivum (bread wheat), 1230 nucleotides long. RefSeq names its product protein trichome birefringence-like 19. Lineage: Eukaryota; Viridiplantae; Streptophyta; Magnoliopsida; Poales; Poaceae. The transcript is spliced from 2 exons. Gene Ontology annotation, cellular component: Golgi apparatus. Bases 7 to 1230 code for a protein of 407 amino acids. Gene Ontology annotation, molecular function: O-acetyltransferase activity. The record is from RefSeq and is a predicted model, not a curated record.
AGAACCAUGACCAUGAGGGUCCAUGUGAGCAGCAGCAGAUGCUUCGUCCCCAUCGUGUCCCUCAUGCUCCUCGCUGCUCUUCUUGCGGCUUCCAACCUGCUCCACACCACCUUCCCACACCCCUGGCGCGCGUUUUCUUCUCAUCUUCACACACGAUCACGACCAGGCGAGGGCGGGGGCUGUGACAUCUUCACGGGCGACUGGGUGCCCGACCCGGACGCGCCCUACUACACCAACGACACCUGCUCGGUCAUCCACGAGCACUACGACUGCAUGAGGUUCGGCAAGCCGGACCUCGGCUUCGUCAACUGGCGGUGGCGGCCCGACGGCGACGGCUGCGACCUGCCCCGCUUCGACCCGGCCCGCUUCCUCGCCCUGAUGAGGGGCAAGACCAUCGCCUUCGUCGGGGACUCCCUCGCCAGGAACCACAAGGACUCCCUCAUCUGCCUCCUCACCAGAGUCGCGGAGCCCACGACGAGCUGGCCGAGCAGCAAGCACUCGGUGUACCACUACGGCGAGUACAACUUCACCGUGGCCAGCUUCUGGGCGCCCUACCUGGUCCGGCACGAGCAGAUCGACGACGACGGGCCGGCGCACACGGGCCUGUGGAACCUCCACCUCGACGAGGCGGAGGACGUGUGGGCGGCGCGCAUCCCGGAGCUCGACUACGUCGUCGUGUCGGCGUCCAGCUGGUUCUACCGCCCGUCCAUGCUGUACGAGGCCGGCCGGCUCGUCGGCUGCCACUACUGCCAGCUGCCCAACGUCACGGACCUCACGCCGCGGUACGCACUGCGCAUGGCCACGCGGGCCGCGCUGGGGGCGCUGUCCGGCGCCGACGGCCGGUUCCGCGGCACGGCGCUGCUGCGCACCGUGGACCCGUCGCAGUACGAGGGCGGGCAGUGGAACAGCGAGGACGGGAACUGCGUGCGGACGGCGCCGUCCCGGCGCGGCGGGAGGAGGGUCGAGGGCUUCGAGCGCGACUUCCGCGAGCUGCAGCGGGAGGAGUUUGCGGCGGCGGUGGAGAGGGCGGCGGCGACGGGCAAUGUCAGGAUGAUGCUGAUGGACACGACGGAGGCGAUGAUACUGCGGGCGGACGCGCAUCCCAGCAAGUACCGGGGCUGGACGCCGGAGAAGCACUUCACCCUGUACAACGACUGCGUGCACUGGUGCCUGCCGGGGGCCAUCGAUACAUGGAACGACAUGCUUCUCCAUAUGCUCAACUCUACAUAA